AUGGCGAAGAUAACAGCACGGCUGCUCAGCGGCGAUGUUUUGGCGGAGCUGACGGUUCGGCCUGACAUGACGCUUGAGGAGCUGAAGCGGCGCCUGAAGAAGUUGCAGACAUCGGGGGAUGAGAUCUCGCGCCAAUUCGGCCCGGUCGAUGUGGUUUUCCGGGGCCAGAAGCUCCGCAACGAAGAUAUGACGCUGAAGAAGGCUGGCUUGUCUCCAGGAGCAGAAGUUCAGGUCGUGUUCCAACCCAUUGUGCCCGUGACCUGUUCCCACCAAGACGAAGCUGGCUGCGACGUGGAUUCGUUGGUUGUGGUAAACAUCCCGCAGGGAGUAAGGAAGAUCCGGCCUGGAGCAUUCCAGCGCUGCAGUUCAUUGGUCAAGGUUAUUAUUCCCGAUGGCGUUGUCGGCAUUGGGAAUAGUGCUUUCAGAGACUGCAGCUCACUGUCACGCUUGACCAUGCCGAACUCUGUGAUCAGCAUUGAGCACGCGGCCUUCAACAACUGCAGCGCACUGAGAAGUUUGACUAUCCCAGACAGCGUAGCCAGGAUCGGGAUGGGAGCUUUCAAAGGCUGCAGCUCGAUGACACUGACCAUCUCAGAACCUCUGGCCCGGCAGCUCUCUGGCUUUAACGACUGCUGGAUCAACACGAAAGAGUGCCGCUGUUGGCAAUGCGAAAGCCACUGGUUCGAGCAAGGGUGGCUUUGCCCUGCCAACAACUUGUGGCGUGCCCGAUUUUAA
This is a messenger RNA of Effrenium voratum, 735 nucleotides long. The record is from the annotation of a GenBank genome assembly. Lineage: Eukaryota; Dinophyceae; Suessiales; Symbiodiniaceae.